AUGCCGUCACCUAUACCAAUGUUGACAGAUCCUCCGGGCUGGAAGCCACCGAAGAAGACUGUGUCUGCCAUGGUCACUCUUGCACUCGUUUCGUUUCUGGCCGCCCUUGAUUCCACGAUCCUUGUCACCAUUCUCCCGGUCAUUGCGCACGAACUUGAUGGCUCGACGAUCGAUUCAUUUUGGGCAGGUACAUCAUACCUAUUGUCAUCGGCCGUCUCGCAGCCUGUGAUCGCGAUGCUUGCGCAGCUAUUUGGGUCUCGAGCCCUUCUGGUGUCGUGUGUUUUCAUGUUCGCAGUGGGUUCCGUGAUUUGUGGCCUUGCCAGGAGCUUCACCCCUCUCCUCGUCGGCCGUUUUUCGCAGGGAGUCGGAGGUGGUGGCAUGAUCACCCUGGUUCAGACGAUAUUCGCGGACCUGGUCCCUCUGCGGCAACGCCCCAGGUGGUUCUCCUUGGUGCUUGCGACUUGGGCGGCCGGAAGUGUGAUUGGUCCGUUUGUGGGUAGCGCCUUGGCUGAACGAGCUUCAUUCCGAUGGGUCUUCUGGAUCAACCUCCCCCUCUGUGGAAUUGCCCUUGCAUUGGUGCCGCUCUGCAUCAAUUCUAUGAACCCGAGGAUCUCCUUCCGUGAGGCGUUCCUCCGAAUCGAUUGGAUUGGUGGCCUUCUUUUCAUCGCGAGCAUCACCAGCGUGCUCGUCGGCCUAUCAUGGGGAGGCGUCCAAUUCCCAUGGAUUAGUAAAUGGACCUUACUCCCAAUUCUUGUCGGAACGGUCGGAAUUCUAGUUACGAAUGUAUGGGAACAUAAUUUUACGCAACAUCCCUUAUUACAUAUAUCGCUUUUCCGAAGCAGUUCGAUGGUGCUGGCACAGGGUUGCGCAUUCCUUCAAGGCCUCAUUUUACUCUGCACCCUCUAUUAUAUUCCUUUCUAUUUCGCUUCUGUCCGCCUUCGACCUCCGAUACAAUCCAGUAUCUGUAUCCUACCGCUAUCAUGUUCGUUGUUACCUGGUUCUGCCGUCGUCUCACAACUCAUCAGUCACACCGGCCUAUACCAGUGGGCGAUAUGGUCCGGGUGGCUCGUGACCACUUUAGGGGCUGGCCUCCUCCUCCUACUCGGAAGCCAUUCUACACCGGCGGUUUGGGUGACAAUCUUUAUCAUUUUUGGCCUGGGGAACGGAGCUUUACUUUCCGCUAUCAAUUUUAGUAUUCAAGCCAUUGCGAAUCCUGGAGACGCCGGGCGAGCGGCCAGUAUGUACACCUUUUUUCGAAGUUUAGGGAUGGCUGUUGGAGUCGCCGUCGGUGGAAAUGUGUUCCAAAAUAUGAUGGCACAUCAUCUACGGGACUCUGCGUUGUCGAAAGAGAUUGCAAGGGAUGCAGAGGCCUAUAUCCAAGUCCUACGGAAGAUGAGUGACACCAACCCUGUCAAGCGUGAUAUCUUGGACGCCUACUUAGGUGGAUUCCACGGCGUGUUUUUCGUGCUGCUGGGAUCUAGCGCUGUAGGCCUAGUUAUUGGGCCUUUCAUCAAACGCUACAGCAUGGAUCGUGUCACUGGGGGAUUUGGCGCGGGAAAUUGA
Molecule: messenger RNA, 1563 nt
Organism: Exophiala bonariae
Lineage: Eukaryota; Fungi; Ascomycota; Eurotiomycetes; Chaetothyriales; Herpotrichiellaceae
Exons: 3
Coding region: 1-1563 (520 amino acids)
Biological process (GO): transmembrane transport
Cellular component (GO): plasma membrane
Molecular function (GO): transmembrane transporter activity
Source: RefSeq, a predicted model, not a curated record